Caenorhabditis bovis is the source of this 309-nucleotide messenger RNA. NCBI's taxonomy places the organism in Eukaryota, Metazoa, Nematoda, Chromadorea, Rhabditida, Rhabditidae. The record is from the annotation of a GenBank genome assembly.
AUGAUCUCCAUGCGCGUUUUUCAAUGCUCACCGAGCUUCAUCGUUCGUUCGACGAUUCGCCGGUAUUCGAUGGAUCCGUUGGAGCGGAAAAUGGCCCAGAAGCGUGCGGAAAUUGUUGCACAGCAAAGCCAGGAGGAGUCGAUGAAAUACGCGACGAAGACGGAUUUCCAGCAAGAUGUUAGAGACACUCGAAAUGCCGGCGCCGCGUCCGCUGAAACUGGACAGGUGCCGACGCGAUGGCAGCGGCGAUUCCUUGUGAUUACCAAACUUUAUCCGAGCAUUGAAUCAAUUCCGCCAUACGUUCAGUGA